AUGUCUGCAGCUCAGGGUGAUAUUAUGGUUGGCAACGUAAAAAGUCUUGUUGAUCGAUUGUCGAAAGACUUUUCAUCUGCCCGGCCGCCCCUGUCAAUCCAUGAACCUCGAAAAACCAUGCCGAAGUCGAGCCCUAUACAACAUGUGAUCACGACAUUUGCUUACACAGCUGCACAGGAUGAUGAAUUGACUCUUGAAUUAGGCGACGUUAUCGAGGUUUUGGAAGAGGUAGAGGAUGGUUGGAGCCGUGGGCGGCAAUUGAGAACUGGACUUGUUGGGAUGUUUCCCACUAAUUUCGUAAAGCCAGAUGUUGCUCCAUCCACUACAACAAAUCGAGAAGAAGACAAGGGAGUAGUGAUUAGGCAUGCCGGUGAUUUACCUGACUUGCCGGAAGCCAAUCGGCGAACUCCAUCUGUUGUCGGUGGAAAUAGUUUCCUAAAUAAGGCUUUGCAUGCUGAAGCAAAGGAGGAACCGAAAACUAAAGGUAAUUCAUUUUUAAGCAAUUUAUACAAUCAGUUACAAAUUUGCGACUAUCGCGUCAUGCAAAUUCGUACAAAAAUUUUUUGUCAUCAUUUAUAUUGCGUCAGUCCGAUAGCUCUGUCGUUUUAUUUCCACAAAAAGGUAACUUUGCGCAAACUCAACGGAUUUGCUUGCCUUCAGUUUUACCAGAAAGUAUAAUC
Molecule: messenger RNA, 680 nt
Organism: Cylicostephanus goldi
Lineage: Eukaryota; Metazoa; Nematoda; Chromadorea; Rhabditida; Strongylidae
Source: the annotation of a GenBank genome assembly